Culex quinquefasciatus (southern house mosquito) is the source of this 2872-nucleotide messenger RNA. Its product is annotated as aminopeptidase N-like. The coding region runs from base 32 to 2872 and encodes 946 amino acids. The transcript has 4 exons. NCBI's taxonomy places the organism in Eukaryota, Metazoa, Arthropoda, Insecta, Diptera, Culicidae. Gene Ontology annotation, biological process: proteolysis; peptide catabolic process. Gene Ontology annotation, cellular component: cytoplasm. Gene Ontology annotation, molecular function: peptide binding; zinc ion binding; metalloaminopeptidase activity. The record is from RefSeq and is a predicted model, not a curated record.
CGUCAGUUUCAGUCAAAGGGUUCAGCUCAGAAUGGACACUUGGUGGGAAUUGGUGGUUCUGUUGGCUGUGGUUUUGAACAAUUUGGUGGAAGUUGUUAAAUGUGCUAACAACGAUAGUGAUAGUGAUAGUGCGAAUAGUGUCAGUUAUCGACUCCCAAGGGAGGUUAUCCCAAAGCAUUACGAUCUGUUGGUGAAUACUUAUUUGGGUGAUGACGCUGAAGGAUUUCGGUUUGACGGUGCGGUUAAUAUAAUCGUUCAAUCAACUGGCACAUCCAAUCGCAUCACCCUGCACUCGAAGGACCUCGUGAUUGACGAGGGCAACGUGUCAGUAACCGACCUGACCACCAACCUACCUCUCCCAAUUUCUUCAAUCGAGUACGAUUUACUAAAUGAUUUCUUGAUCAUACAAACCAGUCAACAAUUGCUUCCAGAAUCCCGCUACAAUGUUCACAUUCCUUUUGAAGCCGAACUGAAAAAAGAUGUCGUCGGGUACUACCGGAGCAGCUACCAGGACUCGGAGAGCCAAGAAAGAGUAUGGCUCUCGAUAACCCAAUUUCAAGCGAUCCACGCCCGCCGGGCAUUCCCGUGCUUUGACGAGCCGGAACUCAAGGCCACGUUCAACAUAUCGUUGGGUCACCACAGCCGCUACAACGCCCUGUCCAACAUGCCAAUUCUGGGUAGUGAGACGAUUCUGGACGGUCGACCAAACUGGACCGUUGAUCACUUCGAGCGCAGUGUCCUGAUGGCUACUUAUUUGGUAUCUUACUCCAUCAACGACUACUUGUUCGCCGAAGCAGUUGGGAGCAAUACGAGCAAUGGAGUUCAGGUGCGAUCGUGGAGUCGUAAGAAGGCCGUCGGGAAUCUGGGCUAUGCCAACGAGAUCGCGCUGAAGUUGAUCGACCUGUACGAAGGAGCGUUCGACCUGCGGUUCCCGCUGCCCAAAUUGGACUUUAUAUCGAUUCCGGACAUGUUGUUUGCCGCCAUGGAAAAUUGGGGCCUGGUAACGUUCACGGAAGCUGGGUUGGAGUUCUCAAGGAGGGAGUCGACGUUGGACGAUCAGCACUUUGUGGCGUCGGUGGUGGCGCAUGAGAUCGCGCACAUGUGGUUCGGCAAUCUGGUUACGAUGCGGUGGUGGACAGAUCUGUGGCUGAACGAGGGAUUUGCACGGUACACGGAGUUCAAGGCGGUCGAGUAUCUUCAUCCGGAAAUGAGAUCGCUGCAGGAGAUUGUGAUCGAGGAUGUUUUGGAGAUUUUCAAGUUUGACGCGUUGAACAGUAGUCAUCGGGUGUCGAUCGAGAUUGGCAAUCCGGAGGAGAUUCCCCAGCUGUUUGAUUCGAUUUCUUACAAGAAGGGAUCGGCGAUCGUGCGGAUGAUCAAUCUGUUUCUUGGAGAGGAGGUUUACAACGGAGGAGUUUCCCGGUAUCUAAAGCGGUUCCAGUUUAGUAAUGCCGAGCAGGAUGAUUUGUGGCAAGCGCUGACGGAGGAAGCUCAGGAGGAUGGAAGGUUUCCUGAUGGGUUUGACGUUAAAGCGGUUAUGGACACCUGGACGCUUCAAACCGGUUAUCCGGUGGUGUACGUCGAAAGAGACUACCAAAGGGGUACGAUGACGUUCCGUCAGAUGAGGUUCAUAUACGACGAGACCAUCGACGACCCGGCUUGUUGGUGGAUACCACUCACAGUUUCCACUUCCCUGAAUCCGGACUUUAACCAGACACAACCCCAGCUAUGGCUGGGUUGCACUCCGCAGUCAACCCCGAUUGUGACAAACCUUCCCUGCAACACCGAAUGGGUCAUGAUCAACAACCAAAUGGCCGGCUUGUACAAAGUUCAAUACGAUUACAACAACUACCGUCUGAUAGCACGAUAUCUCAACACUCCAAACUUCCGCAAGAUCAACGCGAUCAACAGGGCCCAACUUAUCGACGACGCUCUGGACUUCUCCUGGGCAGGUCUGCAGGACUACUCAAUAGCGUUCUCGAUCCUCGACUACCUCCCCACCGAGACGGAGUACAUCCCCUGGAAGGCAGCCCUCACGAACCUCAACUCCCUCGAUCGCGUCCUGUCCACUACGGAUCACUACGACCUCUUCCUUGCAUACGUAACCCGUCUUCUUCUCCCGCUCUACAACCGUCUGAACAUCUUCCACAACUCCUCAAUCCCGUCCUCGCUGGGCCAAACCCGGCUGACCAAACUGACCGCCGACUGGGCCUGCUCGAUGGACUUCUCCGACUGCGUCCAAAACUCGCUCCAACUGUUCACGACCUGGAUCACCAGCUCAUCGAACCCCAUCCCGCCGGAGCUUCGUACCACCGUGUACUGUACCGCGAUCCGCGAGGGAACCCUCCGGGAGUGGGACUUUUUGUGGGAACGGUACCGCGAUCCGGUCACCGGCAGUGCGGAACGGACGGCCAUUGCCGAGGGCUUGGCCUGUACGGAGGAUCCGGAGCUGAUGGACAGGCUGCUUCGCUGGUCCGUUGAUUUGAGCUCCGAACUAAGGUUGGAGGAUACAACGGUGGUGUUUGAGGCGAUCGCGGAUCAAGUGGGGGGAACGGCGAUGGCGAAACAGUUUUUGUACGACAACAUUGACAAGAUGGCGGAUUACGUCAACCCGGAAACGUUCGAGUCACGGCUCGCCAGCCACGUGAAGGUGCUGGCCCGGAAGAUUACCGCUCGGGACGAGCUGGACCAGCUGGAGCGGUUUGUGGCGCGCAAGGGUUCGGUUCUUGCUGGGAACAGUAUCGCGAUUGGGCAAGCGCUGGAGCUGGCCCGGAUCAACAUCCAGUGGGUGGAGAAUCAAUUAGACGGCUUCGUGGCCUAUUUGCGGCUGCUCGAGCGGAGCGGGUUCGACGCGAGUCGGAUGGAGUGGUUUUGA